AUGGCAAGUUAAAUUUUUGGGGGUUACUGCAGUUUUAGAGCAAGAAAUUUGAAGAGGGUUACUGUAGUUUUCAAGCAAAAAUUUUGUUGGGGGUUACUGUAGUUUUAGAGCAAGAAAAAGUUGGCGAGGGUUACUGUAUUUCUCAAGGAAAAAUUUUUCAAGGUAAUUUUAAAGAAAAAAUUGGCAAUGGUUUUCGGGCAAAAAAAUUUUAGAUUUUCUGUAUUUUUCAAGUAACAAAUUUUUCAGAAUUACAGUAACUUUCAAGCAAAAUUUUUUUGAAGGUUACUGUAAUUUUCGAUCAAAAAAUUGGCGAGGCUUACUGUAGCUUUCAAGAAAAAAAAUUUUCUGGGUUACUGUAGUUUUUAAGCAAAAAAAAUUUGGUGAGGCUUACUGUAGUUUUCAAGCAAAAAUUUUUUGGGUUACUGUAAUUUUCAAUCAAAAUCUUUGGCGAGGGUUAUUGUAGUCUUCAAUUCAAAAAUUGUAUCAUACUUUGAUUAGGUCUUGCCAGCUGAUGGUAAAAAUUUUCAGAGUAGCCUAUUCUCCCUUGUGGCCAUUUUCGGCUGCGUUUCGGCCAAUGUUUUCACGCCCUACCUCAAGGACCACCUUGAACUCCCUUCGGGGGCCGAGAAAUUGUCCGGCGAUGCUCUCGUCGACUACAUCAACUCAUUGAAGACCACUUGGACUGUAAGGAAUCGUAAUUUCUUAGGAUACUCUCAGUCUGUCGGGAAAAUAAUAAGCAAAAUGUGGCUACGUCAAUCGUGUCGCUGAAGUGAAAAAAAUUUGAUUUCGCCACAACACAACUCAUUUUCUUGACGAAAAAAAUCCCAGUUUCGCUGCGACAGAGAGCUCAUUAUUUUCCCGACAGAUAGCACACUUAUAGCAAAAAAUAUUUACAUUUCUAGGCCACCAAGAACAACCGAUUCAUUGGGCUUUCGCACGAACAGCAACAAACCUUUCUCGGGGUCUUGGACGCCCCCAAAGAGUUCGAAAACUUGACUUCAACUCAUUUAACCGUCAAUUCCGCUCUCCCCGCCGAAUUCGACGUGCGCCAAAAGUGGCCACAAUGCGCGAAAAUCCUGAACGACAUCCGCGACCAGUCCAACUGCGGGAGUUGUUGGGCCGUGGCCACUGUGUCCGCCAUCUCCGAUCGUAUUUGCAUCAAGAGCAACGGGAAACUGCAGGUCCCAAUCUCGGCCCAAGACUUGAUGAGUUGCUGCCGCAACUGCGGCUACGGCUGUAAUGGAGGCUAUCCGGAGGCGGCGUGGAACUACUACCACUCGAAUGGGAUCGUCUCGGGAGGCGCGUACAACACCAAGGACACUUGUCGCCCCUAUCCCUUCAAACCAUGCGCUCAUCAUGUCAAGGUAGGGAGGGGAGAGCACGUCAAACUGACAAGGGAAGUACCCCAAGUGCGACGCUCAGAUUUUCUUUAAAUUUUGCACACACGUCGGGUAAGGACUAAAUAUCAAGUCCUGAAAGUUUUAGCUCGCGCUUUGCGGCGCCGCCGAGAUAUCGAACGAUUUUUGCCGCCGAGAGAGCACGCUAAACGUGGAGAGCGGUCAGAGAGAAAAACGCUUUUUGGCCAAAACUUUGUCCAAAAACUCGAGCUAGGCCACAUAUCAAUUCCUUAAAAUUUUAGCUCUGAAUUUACAUAGGGAGCCGAGAUAUUCAACGGUCUUUUGCGGAUGAGAGGGUACACGAAAUGUGGAGAGCGGUCAGAGAAAAGACACUUUUUGGCCAUAACUUUGGCAGUUUCGUGCGGAAAAAUUUGAUUUUUUGUAGAAACAUUACCCUUUACGGUAGAAAUAGGCAUGAAACUUUUCGUGCCGAAAUUCGGCAAAAAGUCCUAAAAUUUUCGCCGACUUUCGAUCAAAAAAUCUCGGUUGUUUCUGCAAAGCGCGAGCUAGGAUUUUCACAUAUAUCUUAGAAAAACUUAUUCUAAAUUUGUGCCAAGUUUCAUCAAAAUCUGAGCGUUGCACUUGGGGUACUUCCCCUGUAACAGCUUGCUAAAAAUCGCCUUUGCUUCAGGGUACCGCGUACAAGGACUGCCCCAGCAACAUUGAGCGAACUCCAGCCUGCACUCCCACUUGUGUCACCAACUACUUGACCUACAACAGUGACAAGCAUCGGGCCGAGACUUCGGUGUUUGUGUUCAGAAGCGAGCAGUCGAUUCAGCAAGAGAUCCUGGAGAAUGGGCCGGUUGAGGCCGCGUUCACCGUCUUCGAAGAUUUCUUGCACUAUGAGGGAGGUGUUUAUGAGGUAAGCAAAGAAUAUAUAUAUAUAUAUAUGUAUGUAUGUAUAAAUAUGUAUGUUAUUAUCAGUCUGUCGGGAAAAUAAUGUGGAUUUUUUGCUCCUUGAAAUUGCUCAUCGUCUGUUUGCGAUGGCUAGCAACGGUUGAUUUGUCUGCGACGCGACGAAAAAUUUUGCUGCGACAAAUCCACAUUAUUUUCCCGACAAGUGUGAACAUACCAGAAAUUCUGGAAAAAGUUCCUUAUUUUGGCCACAACAAAGGUACUCCGCGAACUGCGCCCAAGCUUGGGGCACUAAAGUUAGGAAAAAAAACGCUUCGACCUAGCUCGGCACUGACUUACUGUAUAUAGUAGCUCAAUAGUUUUAAGGGUACGAAGACAAUGACGACUCAUUUAGUUCCAUACGGAGGCAAUAAGUUUAGUUCCGGACAUGUUUCAUCGUAUAAAGUGUAAAAUCACAGGCUGCAGCCGUUUUUGAAGGGUAAGGUGGUACGUAAAAAAGAAGGUACCUCACUAACUAAAUCCACUGUCCGGGCAUUGACAACGGUGAAUUGAGCGUGCACGCAAAAUUUGGGCUAAUUCCGACCAGUUGCCGCAAAGUUAUAAGUUGUGGCCAAAAUAAGGAACUUUUACCGAAAUUCUCACCAUCUACGGAGGCAUAGCUGAUCUAGUCGCAAAAAGCAUAUCGUUUUGCAUCUGGGAAGUAUCAAAAAAUGUGGCAAAAUACCUCCUUCUCCAAGUGGAAAAACUCCAUUUUGAAGAGUUUCCCUCACAAAACUCCCUUUUGAAAUCAGACUUUUUUUCACUUGAAGAGGGAGGUAUUUUGCCACAUUUUCUGAUACUUCCCGGUUGCAAAAUGGUACGUUUUUUGCCACAGGUCCACCACUGUAAUACCAAGAAGUUUCUAACCACCCAAAAUUCCAGCACAAGGCCGGCCGAAGCAAGGGCGGUCAUGCCGUGAAGAUCAUCGGAUGGGGAGUUGAGAACGACGUCAAGUACUGGUUGGUGGCCAACUCCUGGAACGAGGGAUGGGGAGAGAAGGGCACCUUCCGCAUUCUCCGAGGCCGCAACCAUUGCGGAUUCGAGAGCAGAGUCACCUCCGCCGAACCGCGAUUGUAA
Messenger RNA from Bursaphelenchus xylophilus (pine wood nematode), 3368 nucleotides. The record is from the annotation of a GenBank genome assembly. Lineage: Eukaryota; Metazoa; Nematoda; Chromadorea; Rhabditida; Aphelenchoididae.